Messenger RNA from Colius striatus (speckled mousebird), 3737 nucleotides. RefSeq names its product FAM20C golgi associated secretory pathway kinase (gene FAM20C). Gene Ontology annotation, molecular function: protein serine/threonine kinase activity. Lineage: Eukaryota; Metazoa; Chordata; Aves; Coliiformes; Coliidae. Gene Ontology annotation, cellular component: Golgi apparatus. Gene Ontology annotation, biological process: protein phosphorylation. Bases 1160 to 2818 code for a protein of 552 amino acids. The record is from RefSeq and is a predicted model, not a curated record. The transcript is spliced from 10 exons.
CCAACCAGUCUCCAGAAUUCAGUGUAGCUGAAAGAGGUUUUCACUCUGCACCUGCCAAAGACCUCUCCCUCCUCUCCCCCCUUUUCUCUUCCUUUCUCUCUCUCUCUAAAAGGCAGAUCUGUAAGACCCAGCAGAGAUCAAAGACGGGACCUCUUUGCUGAAAAGAACCUCUGAUUUAUAUUAGUUUCUUUCCUCUAAUCCCCUCUUCUUUUUUAUUUUUUUUUCCUGUGCCAUAUUUAACCUUUAUGUUGCAGUUGAGCCAUCAGACAGUUUUGCAGCCAAAAAAAACCAACCCAAGCCAAAGCAAAAGCCCAGCUCGGAUACAGCAGCCACCCAGACUUGAUCUCAGUUGAACAUAUUAAUCUCUCCCAAGCACUGGACGCGAUGGAUGAAGAAACUGGAACAGCUCUACGAAAAUUAUUUUCCAGCCAAUGUUCUUAAACAGUCUCAGAGAAGAGAGGGAGCGAGAGCGAGCGGGAGAGUGCUUCUGCUGCAUCACUGGUCAAAUUCAAAGGAAAGGAGUCAGCGUUUCCAGCACAGCCAAAUAUUAUGGAUGAUUUUUUUUCUCCUGUCGCCUUUCCGUACAGGUUUUCUUAAUAUUAUUCCUCCCCUCUCCUCCUCCCCGUCUUCUUAUUUUGUUGGUGGUUUUUUGGGUUUUUUGGUUUUUUUUUUGGUUUAGGGGGUUAUUUUAAUUAAUUAUUUAUUCAGAGCUAGUGUCUGAUGCCGGUUUCUCUCCAAGAACCAGUUUUCUCUAUUUGUUGUGAUCCCUGUAAUAAAAAGAGAAAGAAACCGUGAACAGAUGGCUUUAGAUAUUGCAACGCCGCUGGCAUUGCUUUCCUAUUGAUUUUAAACGCUCAGUCCGGUGCUCCUUUUAAUUUCUUUUUCCUUUCCCCCCCCUCCCCCUUCCCCCUCCUAAGUUCUUGAUGAUACUGAGAAAUGAGGACCUAUUGUUUUUAGUCCGUUUAUUUCUCGGCGCCUAUGGAGAUAACUUUAUUGACUUGACCGCUCGCUUCCCGAUCCGAAAGGAGAAAGCCGAAGCCCCUCGGUGGGGGCUGGAAGACCCACGCUCGCUCGGGCUUUUUCCGCGAAAGCGCUCCCGACCGACCCCGCCGCCUCCCUUCCCUCCCCCUCCCCCGGUAAUUUAUUAGCCGCCCCUGCCAUGAAAAUGCUCCUGGUCCGCAAGUUCCGGGUGCUGAUCCUCAUGGUGUUCCUCGUCGCCUGCACCAUGCACAUCAUGAUCGACCUGCUGCCGCGGCUGGAGCGGCGGGGGACCGAGGGCCGCCCCGGCUGCUCCUGCCCGCCGCCCGCCGCCGCGCCACCCCGCGCCGCCCCGCGCUGGCCCGGCAAGCACACGCUGCGGAUCCUGCAGGACUUCAGCGCCGAGCCGGGCUCCAACCUCUCCUCGCAGUCGCGGGAAGCGGCGGAGCGGGCUGCGGGAGGCGGCGGUGGCGGCGGCGGCGGGGGGAGCGCGGCGGCGGCGCGGGCGCGGCGGCUCAUCGCCCCCGGGGCACCGCGCCCGCCGCCCCCCGCCGCCGCCGCCGCCCCUCUGGCCGCCCUCUUCGAGCACCCGCUCUACCGCGCCUCCCUGCCCCCGCUCGCCGACGGUGACCUGCUCUUCAAUGUCAACAGCGACAUCAGGUUCAACCCCCGGGCGGCCGAGCAGCCCGAGUGGCAAAACGAAGAGAAUGAAGAAUUUUUGCCAACUGGAGAAACCUCCAUAGACUCCUACCCAAACUGGUUAAAAUUCCACAUUGGCAUUAAUCGGUACGAGCUGUAUUCCAGACAUAAUCCUGCAAUUGAGGCUUUACUGCAAGACCUGGUCUCGCAAAAGAUAACCAGUGUUGCAAUGAAAUCAGGAGGCACCCAGCUGAAGCUGAUCAUGACAUUCCAGAACUAUGGACAAGCAUUGUUCAAACCAAUGAAACAAACCAGAGAACAAGAAACCCCACCUGACUUUUUUUAUUUCUCAGACUAUGAAAGACAUAAUGCAGAAAUAGCAGCAUUUCAUUUGGACAGGAUCCUGGAUUUCCGUCGCGUGCCACCGGUUGCAGGUAGACUGGUUAACAUGACGAGAGAAAUACGAGAUGUUACUCGUGACAAGAAGCUGUGGAGAACGUUUUUCAUCUCACCAGCCAACAACAUCUGUUUCUAUGGGGAAUGCUCCUACUACUGCUCAACAGAACAUGCACUGUGUGGAAAACCAGAUCAGAUCGAAGGGUCUCUGGCUGCUUUCCUACCUGAUUUGUCUUUAGCUAAAAGGAAAACCUGGAGAAACCCUUGGAGACGUUCCUACCACAAGCGCAAGAAAGCAGAGUGGGAAGUUGAUCCAGAUUACUGUGAAGAGGUUAAACAAACACCGCCAUAUGACAGUGGGACCAGAAUUCUGGAUAUAAUGGAUAUGACAGUUUUUGAUUUCCUAAUGGGUAACAUGGAUCGACAUCACUACGAAACCUUUGAGAAGUUUGGAAAUGAAACGUUCAUCAUCCACUUAGAUAAUGGAAGAGGGUUUGGAAAAUAUUCCCAUGACGAACUUUCCAUAUUGGUGCCUUUAAACCAGUGCUGCAGAAUAAGGAAGUCUACCUAUCUGCGAUUACAGUUAUUAGCCAAGGAAGAAUACAAACUCAGUCUCUUGAUGAAGGAAUCUUUACUAAAAGAUAAAAUAGCUCCCAUUCUCUAUCAGCCUCACUUGGAGGCAAUGGACAGGCGGCUGCGGAUUGUCCUCAAGGCUGUUAGUGACUGUAUAGAAAAGGAUGGUUUUGACAAUGUGGUUGAAAAUGACUUUAACAAUGAUGUUAACACUGUUACGACCAAGAGGUAGUGAAAUGGCAAGACUCUGUUUUUACCAGCCAAGUAAAGAAGACUCGAAAAGGAAAAAAAAGGAAACAAAAAAGUCUUGCAAGAGACUGUGUAUGCCACUUUGUGAAUUCAGUGAAUUCAGAAAUGAGAUAUAAUUGUUCCCAAAGUAGGUAAAGUGUAGACUCUGCAAAGGAUUAGCUCAUUAAGAAAAAUAAGUCUAAUGUGAUGCUUUUCAUUAGUUCCUAAAGAGAGAUUAUGAAAAGAUGCAGAACAUACUCAGAUCAUUGACAGACAACAGUCUGAUAGCAAAACACCUCCUAUCCUUUUUUGUAUAGAAAGGAGGCCUUUACUUAAUAUUUUGUAUUUAUAUAUGGUAUAUAUAUGAAAUCCCAGACCUACCUACCAAAUUUAACUAAGAGGGACGGCAUAGUUUUGUGACUCACACUUUAUUUGUGGUGACAGUCCACUUAGUAUUUUGUGUUAACCCUUUAAGUGCUCUAAUCCACUGUAUCUUAUUUAAAUUGAAUGCUUUUUUUUCUCCCAGCUACUCAGCAUUUAAAGGGUUAAGGCAUUAUGAACUUUUAAAGGCAAAAAAUUACUUAUAAUAAUAAAUAAUUAUUAUUAAUAAUAAUAAAUACAGUGGUUACAGGAAGAGAAUUUCACUAAUUGUGCAUUGACAGGAAUACUUGAAUGUUGGUUUUACAAAGUGAUGUAAAAUGACAAGUUGUACUAUUUGUCCAUAAGGAGGUGGCAGCUCAUAUCUUUCUAGACUAUCAUAGCUGAGCUGCUACUUUUCAACUUUGCUUUUGAUAGUUUUGUGUAAAUAUAUACAUAUAUGGGUACAAAGCUGCUUUCAGCAGCUCUAGGCUUACUUUUGCAGCAUUUUUGUGGAAUUGUUUGCAACGUGGUUAAAGUGCAAUAAAGAUAUGGCAAAACGUGUA